Molecule: messenger RNA, 2189 nt
Organism: Leguminivora glycinivorella
Lineage: Eukaryota; Metazoa; Arthropoda; Insecta; Lepidoptera; Tortricidae
Product: sodium-independent sulfate anion transporter-like
Exons: 14
Coding region: 138-1931 (597 amino acids)
Biological process (GO): transmembrane transport
Cellular component (GO): membrane
Molecular function (GO): sulfate transmembrane transporter activity
Source: RefSeq, a predicted model, not a curated record
AUUGUAAACAAUAACUUUACUCGUUAUGUACUACAAGUAUAUAAUUAUUUAUAUUAGUUACUCCAGUUAGAUAAAACUAGUGGUGCAUCAAAUGCAUGUAAUAAGUAUUACAUAAAGUAGUGUAGUGAUGUAAUAUCAUGGACGCGGAUGACCCUAGAAGACCGCUACUUGGGCAUGCACCGGCCGAGCCGAGUCGCGUCCGUCGCGCCGCGACGAAGCUAUGCGGUUUGGAGUCUUGGAAGCGGCGGGUCCCCAUCACAACAUGGCUGCCGAACUACAAACUGGAGUAUCUGUUCCGGGACUUUAUAGCUGGUUUGACAGUGGGCUUAACCUCCAUUCCUCAAGGAAUCGCGUACGCCAUAAUAGCAGGACUGCCGCCUCAGGUGGGCCUAUACUCCAGCAUCUUCCCUGGCUUUGUAUACGCCAUAUUCGGCAGCUGUAAGGACGUGACCGUCGGCCCAACGGCCAUUUUGGCGGCUCUGCUUGCCAAAUAUGUCGCCAAAGCCGAGGCCUUCGCGUAUCUGGCUGCGUUCCUGUCUGGAUGUGUUAUUAUGCUACUAGGAGCGCUGCAAUUAGGGUUCCUGUUGGAUUUCAUUUCGAAGCCGGUGAUCAGCGGGUUUACAGCGGCGGCGGCGCUGCAGAUCGGCGCCGCUCAGCUCAAGUCCCUGUUCAGGCUGACAGGAUCGUCGGGCAGUACGUUUCUGGAGGCAGUGAUAAAUUUCUUCAAGAACAUAAAGACGAUACAUUUGUGGGACACCGUGCUAGGCGUCUCCUGUAUAGUGAUACUACUGCUUUUGAAACGCCUAAAGCUCUCAACAGACGAGCACUCGACGCGCGCGCGGCGGCGCCUAGCCAGUAUAUGUCUGCACAUCAUGCGCGCGAGAAACGCUCUCGUAGUGUUCGCGGCGGCUUUACUGGCGUAUCUACUGUCUCUGAAGGGGACUUUACCUUUUGCACUUACUGGUACGAUCAUGGGCGGGCUGCCACAUUUUGGUCCGCCGCCGUUUUCGACAACCGUUGGUAACCAAACGCUCGGCUUCCAAGACAUGCUGGUCGUCUUCGGGCCCGAGGGGUUCGUGAUGCCGCUAGUAGCUAUUCUGGAGAGCAUCGCUAUAGCUAGAGCUUUCGCUGGCAGCAAGCCCGUAGAUGGUACCCAGGAGAUGUUGGCCGUAGGGGCCUGUAACAUAGUGUCUUCCUUCUGCCAAGCCAUGCCGGCCACGGGGUCCUUUACUAGAACAGCGUUGAAUCACGCUUGUGGAGUGGUCACCCCCGCUGGCUCCAUGUUCAAAGCUCUACUAGUCCUUCUAUCAGUGACUCUACUAACCGACGCAUUCUAUUACAUCCCGCGCGCCGUGCUAGCGGCCGUCAUCAUAGUCGCUAUGAUGUCCAUUAUAGAGCUCGCUAUCAUACCGACUCUAUGGAGGAACAGCAAGCUGGAGCUUGUAGUGUAUGGUGUGACAGUGAUAGUGGGCUGCACGCUCGGGUUGGAGUACGGCAUCGCGGCCGGCGCGGGCGGAGACGCGGCGCGCGCGCUAGCGAGCAGCGCGAGACCCAACCUGCACCCGGCUGUCUUCAAGGUGGGGAACCAAUCUUGCAUCUCGCUCACACUGACGGGGUCGCUCGGGUACGCGAGCGCGGAGCACUGCGCUAGCGCGGCGCGGGCGCACGCGCGCGCGACGCCGCUCGUAGUCGUGCUAGACGGCCGGCUGCUGGUGACUGUGGACCUGGGGGUCGCUGAGAGUCUCCUCACAACCAUCUUAGACCUGGAAGAGCAGGGUCACCGGUUCUUGUUCUGGAACUUCUCGGCGCGCCACCGGAGACUGCUGCUGGAGCUGCAGCCUGCCUUCCAGGACAAGUUCGUGGCUGGACCCAGCAUAGACCAGCACAUACUAGCUUUAGACAUCCAAAGAAGACCAACGAUAGUAUACUGAAUGUAAAACACCCCUGUAGAGAAGAAAUCUACAACUGCAGCCUUACAUACGUUAUAUCUUAUUUAAAAUUGCAAAUUCCAACGACGAGCGACUCGAAUUGUCAACUGCCAGCAUAUCUCCGAUCGGCUAGACCCAUUGGCUAGAGAUGUGGCCUCGCUCUGCAUUUUCUAUCGCAUGUAUAACGGGGAGUGCUCCGAGGAAUUGUUCGGAUUAAUCCCUACCGCUUCUUUCCGCCAUCGCCCUACGCGACAACAAUUC